UUGUGUUCAAGAUUUUAAUGUUUAUAUGUUUGAUGAACCUUCAUCUUAUUUAGAUGUUAAACAAAGAUUAAGAGCUGCUGAAGUUAUUAGAUCUUUAUUAUCAGCUACAACUUAUAUUAUUUGUGUUGAACAUGAUUUAUCAGUAUUAGAUUAUCUUUCUGAUUUUGUUUGUAUCUUAUAUGGUGCACCAUCCGUUUAUGGGGUUGUUUCAUUACCUUCUUCUGUCAGAGAAGGUAUAAAUAUUUUCUUAGAUGGUCAUAUUCCAACUGAAAAUAUGAGAUUUAGAACUGAAUCUUUACAAUUUAGAUUAGCUGAUUCUGCUGCUGAUUUAAUCUUAGAUAAAUCAAAUGCUAUGAGUUAUCCUGCUAUGAAAAAGACUCAAGGUAAUUUCAAAUUAACUGUUGAACCAGGUGAUUUUACAAAUUCUGAAAUUUUAGUUAUGAUGGGUGAAAAUGGUACUGGUAAAACAACUUUCUGUAAAUUAUUAGCUGGUUUAACUCCUGCUGAUGAUGGUCAAGAAAUUCCAAAAUUAAGUGUUUCAUUAAAACCUCAAAAGAUUGCUCCAAAAUUCCCUGGUACUGUUAGACAAUUAUUCUUUAAAAAGAUUAGAGCUUCAUUUUUACAUCCUCAAUUUCAAACUGAUGUUGCUAAACCAUUAAAGAUUGAAGAUAUUUUAGAUAAUGAAGUUAAAACUUUAUCUGGUGGUGAAUUACAAAGAGUUGCUAUUGUUUUAGCAUUAGGUGUACCAGCUGAUAUUUAUUUAAUUGAUGAACCAUCAGCUUAUUUGGAUUCUGAACAACGUAUUAUUUGUUCUAAAGUUAUCAGAAGAUUUAUUUUACAUGCUAAAAAGACUGCCUUUGUUGUUGAGCAUGAUUUUAUUAUGGCUACUUAUUUAGCUGAUAGAGUCAUUGUAUUUGAAGGUCAACCAUCUCUUAAUGCUUAUGCUAGAACUCCUGAAUCUUUAUUAACUGGUUGUAAUAAAUUCUUGAAGAAUUUGAAUGUUACAUUUAGAAGAGAUCCAAACUCUUUUAGACCAAGAAUUAAUAAAUUAGAUUCUCAAAUGGAUAAAGAACAAAAAUCCUCGGGUAAUUAUUUCUUCUUGGAUAGUACCGACUUAUGAACAAACAAUAAGGGCAGCAUUUUCAUUUCAUUCUUAAUUAAUAUAGUCUUUACUAAUAGUAAGUCUAUAUUAAUUCUGUUUCACCUCCUGUACAUUAGUGUUUCAAUUGCAUACAAUUGGAAGGUUUACGACGUUCCAUAGCCAUUCCAUUCAUACUAGACUGUUUUCAAGUUAUAUCUUCUUCUCUUACUCCUCUGUUAUGGAUGUUUAUCGUUGUUUUAUCUCCCCUUUCUUAUAAACACCAUUGAUUUAUCUCUCUCUCACUCUCUCUCUACUCUUAUUGAAGGUUGUAUACGUUCACAUGUUUCUGUAUGUAUGGAUUGGCUCUCCUCCUGGUUUUAUAGAUAUGUAUAUAAGGUAUAUACCCUAUUUAUUACUUAAUAAUAAUUACCAACAAUUUCUUAAAAGGACA
Molecule: messenger RNA, 1532 nt
Organism: Scheffersomyces amazonensis
Lineage: Eukaryota; Fungi; Ascomycota; Pichiomycetes; Serinales; Debaryomycetaceae
Gene: RLI1
Product: Fe-S cluster-binding ribosome biosynthesis protein
Exons: 1
Coding region: 26-1120 (364 amino acids)
Biological process (GO): translational initiation; ribosomal subunit export from nucleus; translational termination
Molecular function (GO): ATP binding; iron ion binding; ATP hydrolysis activity
Source: RefSeq, a predicted model, not a curated record